Vanderwaltozyma polyspora DSM 70294 is the source of this 690-nucleotide messenger RNA. RefSeq names its product Swm1p (gene SWM1). The transcript has a single exon. Lineage: Eukaryota; Fungi; Ascomycota; Saccharomycetes; Saccharomycetales; Saccharomycetaceae. The record is from RefSeq and is a predicted model, not a curated record. Gene Ontology annotation, cellular component: anaphase-promoting complex. Bases 1 to 690 code for a protein of 229 amino acids.
AUGAAUUCUUACAGAGACUCGUAUUACCAAUUUCAACAUUUUGAUGAAAGUUUCCAUUGCCUGUAUUACGAAUGGAAUAGAGACGAAUUUCCCUUAACGGAGGAGGAGAUAGGUGGUGAUAAUGGCCAAAAUAGCAAUUUAAAUGUUGAUAAUAAUGUUGAUGGUAAUAAUGUGGGUAUUAACAAUAGUGGUGUAAAUGGUAAUACAAGUAAUCACCCGAAGAAUACUAAUGGUACUAAUGGUAAUGGUGAUACAUUAAGUAGUAAUCAGGCAUAUUGGGAUUAUUUCCAUGAUGAAGAGGAUUGGGAAUUGUUUAAAGGUAUGCAGCUUGAUAGUAAUGGUGUGGUGACUUUUAACUUUGUCAAUGAAGAGAUUGACUUCAAUUGUACUAGUCCAGACAAAGAAAUCAACAAUUUUGACGUAACUGAUCCUAGUAAUACAAAUUUUAUAGCCACAAAUGGUAUUGACAUGACGAUGAUGACAGCGUCAAACGUGGAACAAAUAGGUGGUAGUGAUAAUACAUUUAUUGAUUCAAGUAACGGACAGCCUGUCCCAAGAGGAUAUCAGCCAAAGCAACACUUUGCGAUGGUGCCAGACACGAUCACAGGAUCAAUAUUUAAUAGACAACGAGGGGUUAUAAGAAUUGCAAGGCAACAAAACAGUUCUUGGAAGGACUGGACACUAAGAUGA